GCAACUUCGUCUUUUCUCUCUCUAGAUUUUCUUCAGACCAACUAAUUAAUCUCUCUCUUUCUUUCUCUCCAAUAUUAUCAUGCGUUUUUAAAAUUCCGAUCUCUUUCUUUUAUUUCAGAGCUUUCUGGAGAGAUUAUAAAUGGCAUCUGGAUUUCCCGGCGGUGGUGGUGGACCGGAGUUUUACGGCGUUGGUGGUAGAUCCAUGCCUGGAGGUCCCAUGAACUCCGGUAACAAUAAUCCUCAGAUUCCCGGAAUUUUCCUCGAUCAGAUCGGAAACAGAAUCUCUAGCGGAAAUGGAAUCGGAGGGAAACGUACUUUAGCUGAUUUUCAAGCGGCUCAGCAGCAACAGCAGUCGUUUCAUAAUCAAGCCGCUAUCAACGCGUUUCUUCUAAGGUCCGUGAAGCCUAGAACGUUCCAGAAUCUUCAGUCGUCGCCGGCGAUCGAUAUGAGCUUGUUCGGUGGUUCCUCUCAGCGUCCGUUUCUUCCGAAUCUCAGGUAUCAGACGCAGCAGCAACCGGAUUACAGUGGGGUCCGAAUUGGAUUCGGGUCGGGUAAUCAGACGCUAUCGGGCGUUCCGUGUAUUGAACCGGUUCAGAACGUAAACCGGGUUGAAGAAUCGGAGAACAUGCUGAAUAGUUUAAGAGAGCUUGAGAAACAGCUUUUAGAUGAUGAAGGCGGUGAUGAUGACGUGUCAGUUAUCACCCAUUCCAACAGCGACUGGCUACACGGCCUCGUGACUCCCAACCCUACCCCGAUUUUGUCUUCUUCACCGAGCUCUUCUUCCUCGUCUUCUUCGCCUUCAACGGCCUCGACGACCACGUCGGCAUGCUCCAGGCAAACGGUGAUGGAGAUCGCGACGGCGAUCGCCGAGGGGAAGACGGAGAUAGCGUCGGAGAUUCUAGCGCGUGUCUCUCAGACGCCGAGCCAGAGGAGGAAUUCCGAGGAGAGGCUGGUGGAUUUCAUGGUGACGGCGCUUCGGUCGCGGAUCAAUCCGGCGGAGAGCUCUUCUCCGGCGACGGAACUGUACGGGAAGGAGCAUGUAACCUCCACUCAGUUGCUCUACGAGCUGUCUCCUUGUUUCAAACUCGGUUUCAUGGCCGCUAAUCUCGCUAUUCUCGACUCUUCCGGUAACAAAAACGACUCGUUUCACGUCAUAGAUUUCGAAAUCGGUGAAGGUGGACAGUACGUUAACCUCCUUCACGCGCUCUCCACGCGCCGGGGCUGUAAUAGUAAUAAUCCUCUGGUGGUCAAGAUCACCGCCGUUAACAUAAGCGACGGAUUCUCUGUCGCCGGCAACCGUGGAGAGGAGAGGCUGAAAAUCGUUGGAGAUCGUUUGAGCGAACUCGGUGAUCGACUCGGAAUCUCGUUAAGGUUUAAUGUGGUGGCGGGUUUAAGACUCGGCGAUCUGAGCCGUGAAUCGCUUGGAUGCGAUCCCGACGAGCCUUUAGCUGUGAACUUGGCUUUCAAACUCUAUCGUGUUCCAGACGAAAGUGUAUGCAUGGAGAAUCCUAGAGACGAGCUUCUCCGGCGCGUGAAAGGACUCAAUCCGAGCGUGGUCACUUUAGUGGAGGAGGAGAUGAAUUCCAACACGGCGCCGUUUUUGGGCAGGGUGAGCGAGUCGUGCGCGUGUUACGGCGCUUUGCUUGACUCCGUUGAGUCGACCGUUCCGAGUUCUAACUCGGACCGUGCCAAAGUGGAGGAGGGGAUCGGUCGGAAGCUGAUAAACGCGGUUGCGUGCGAAGGGAUCGAUAGGAUCGAGCGGUGCGAGGUGUUUGGGAAAUGGCGGAUGAGGAUGAGCAUGGCUGGGUUUGAGUUGAUGCCAUUGAGUGAGAAGAUAGCCGAGUCGAUGAAGAGUCGACUCAGUAACGGAAACCGAGUCCACCCUGGGUUUACAGUUAAAGAAGAUAACGGCGGUGUGUGCUUUGGUUGGAUGGGACGGACACUCGCUGUCGCAUCCGCUUGGCGUUAACUUCACACUAUUUUUACCUUCUUUUUUUUACUUUCUUCUUAAUAUUACUACCAUAUUAUUAUCGUUGCUAUUAAUUUCGGGAUAUUCUGAUAUUAUUAUUAUUAUUGUGAUUUUCAUUUUCGAAGUGUAUUGAUUAUUACAAGAUUGAGGAUCGAGGGAGAAAAAGGAAAGGUAGGAAUCUUAUGUAAAAUGGACUUUUAAUAUUUUAUUUUACUCAUAAUAAAGAAAAGAAUGAUUGGG
This is a messenger RNA of Eruca vesicaria subsp. sativa (arugula), 2209 nucleotides long. NCBI's taxonomy places the organism in Eukaryota, Viridiplantae, Streptophyta, Magnoliopsida, Brassicales, Brassicaceae. The record is from the annotation of a GenBank genome assembly.